This is a messenger RNA of Daldinia caldariorum, 1656 nucleotides long. RefSeq lists its product as uncharacterized. NCBI's taxonomy places the organism in Eukaryota, Fungi, Ascomycota, Sordariomycetes, Xylariales, Hypoxylaceae. The transcript has a single exon. The record is from RefSeq and is a predicted model, not a curated record. The coding region runs from base 1 to 1656 and encodes 551 amino acids.
AUGGCGUCAACUUCGUCCCAACUACUGGACCUCUCAGCCGAUGUGGUUUAUGUUAAUAUAUGCGGACUCCUUCUACCGAAGCGAUUCCCACCUUAUAAGACCUUUCGAGAUUAUCUUGACGCGUGCGAGUCUGCAAGAGAUCUCAUGAACUUGGGCCUAACUUGCAAAUCACUCUACAGCCUCGUGGCGCCAUUGCUAGCUAGAUGCAAAGGGCAUCCAUACGACACUGGGUUUAUGUCCUACGUAUAUAAUAUGAUCACCGACCCAGAUCUAGCAGCGCGUGAAACAACAUUUAAGCUAGGUCCGUCUGAUAUAAAUGGUCUGGUUCAAGAUGUCCAUCUAGAUGCCGUUGAAAGACGGGCUCGAGAUCUAGCGAUUGCGUUACCUUCGUGGUUUCGCAGCGAUCUUCAGCGGGAAAGAAUUUCCCCUCUACAAGACACAGCUACGCGUCAUGAUUCGCGCGCGCAGCUUACGUUUAUAUUGCUUAUGACGUUACCUAACUUAACGUCUCUGACAACGUAUGCUACUUGGCCGCCAUCUAUACCACGAACUCUGCCACUGCCCUCGUUUCCUUCUUUAAGGCACUUGAAGCUAGUAGGAUACGACAACAUUUCCCACAACAACAUAUCCGCUAGCACGGACAUAGUACAGUUUCGACAUACCAUCAGCUUCGCGCCGAACCUCAAUGUUUUCGAGACUGUUAACAUGACUUGUUGCACUGAAUCACUUCACCUACCGAAGGCUGACACCAUACGAAUGCUAUCGUGCCGGCUCAUGCGCAGGGGGUGGAUCAACGGGAUGAUCAACGUACUCAGACACUGCUCGCCUCUCCUGAAAACCUUUAUCUACCGCUCGGGGCACUACGACAUCUAUCUGCAACGUGCUGUGCCCGGAGUAAACGAUCGGGGGCGACGAAUUGGCGAUAUCAGCCCGCAGAACGUCGUGGACGCCCUGGUCAAGACGAGAAUGUCGGCGUUCAUAGAGACGCUCGAGAUCGACAUGCGCGAGUGGUUCAUCAAUGACCCCGACACCGAAUACGUGCACAACUUACACGCGCACCGCAGCUACAAAUUCAUCGGAUACCUGAGCCGCUUCACCUCCCUCCGGACCCUAACCCUCACCCAGCAGACCCUGUGGGAGAACUGGUACGACAACUAUCCCGCCUUGGAGGGUUGCAAAUCCUUCAACGACCCGAUGCGCCUGGUCGAGCUGCUGCCCACCUUUCUCGAGACGUUCGCCCUGUACGACGUCACGGCGAGCUUCCUGGGCUGCAUCAUGAAGCUGGUGGAGCACGUGGGCCCCUUCAAGACCUUCCCCAACCUCAAGAAAUUGAUCCUGCGGCCGUCGCCCGGUCUCGUCCGAGAGUUCGCGCACGUGCGAGGACACCGGGACGGCCCGCCGCCGCCGUGCUCGAACGGCGAGCCCGACUCCUGCGGCGUCGACCGGGAGAUCCUGUCGCGCUGGGCCCAGCUCAUAACGGCCUUCGAGAUGAAGGGGGUGGUCGUCGAUUCCGAACCCGAGGCGCACCCGCUGGAUACCGAGGACAAGGAUGCCCUGCGCCGGCAGCGGGAGCUGCAGCAUUGGUGCGAGGAGUGCCACUACGAUUCGGCCGUCUGCGUGAAGCGGACGAAGUGGCAUUGCGUUUACCCGGAGUAA